AUGAAACAAUCGAAUUCAGUUCGUGAUUCGGUGGGGAAUCUAUUGGGAAGGAACAAUAUUGAAUCACUCAAUUUCUUUGAAGAACCCGCUCAAUACACCGCACACAUCAACAAUUUCGUUGAAGAGUUUACAAAGAAACAAAUCAGAAAUCUUAUUCCACCAAGUCUUAUAAGUCAAGGAACAACAUUCGCCAUUGUCAAUGCGGCAUAUUUUAAAGGGAAAUGGAUAACUCCGUUCGAUGAAAAACUAACUCAACAAGAAGCAUUCUAUAAGGAAGACGGAGAUAAGAUCUUUGUUGAUAUGAUGAGACAAUCGAAACAUGAGAAUAUCGAGUUCGAAUGUGGUCUCAUCAAAAAUUUGAAUACAAAAUUUUUGAAAAUGCCAUAUAAAGGUGACAACGGAACGAUUUCAAUGUUCAUUUUCUUGCCAAACGAAUCAACUUCCGUUGGCCAAUUAUUAGACGGAUUAACAGCAAAAGUAAUAGAUUUCGUAUUCAACGGUGAAACACGAAAUCUUUAUCUCUUCAAAAGAGGUUAACAUCGUUCUUCCGAAGAUUUCAUUAGAAAAAGAGCCUGCAGUGGAACCGGUAAUCAAACGUUUAGGAGUUGAUCGUUUAUUCCAAGGUGCGAAUUUUAGUGAUCUUUUCGAAGAUUAUUGGAAAUACUUUGGCGACGGAAUCCAAACAAAACUGUUGCACAAAGCCAAAAAUGAAAUCGAUGAAGAAGGUUCAACCGCUGCAGCUAGUACAGCGGUGAUGCAUUUGGAAUCUGGGCCCGAGAAUUUCAAAUGUAAUCGUCCAUUUAUUUUUGUAAUUCAUGAUAAGAAAUUGAAUGAAAUUUUAUUUGCCGGAACUUAUCAUGGAC
Messenger RNA from Sitodiplosis mosellana (orange wheat blossom midge), 863 nucleotides. Its product is annotated as serpin B4-like. Gene Ontology annotation, molecular function: serine-type endopeptidase inhibitor activity. Lineage: Eukaryota; Metazoa; Arthropoda; Insecta; Diptera; Cecidomyiidae. The record is from RefSeq and is a predicted model, not a curated record. The coding region runs from base 1 to 537 and encodes 178 amino acids. The transcript is spliced from 5 exons.